Monascus purpureus is the source of this 369-nucleotide messenger RNA. NCBI's taxonomy places the organism in Eukaryota, Fungi, Ascomycota, Eurotiomycetes, Eurotiales, Aspergillaceae. The record is from the annotation of a GenBank genome assembly.
AUGGCACAAGAGAUUGAGAAGGUUAAGAAAGAGUACGAGGAAAAGCAACGGAAAAAGAAGGAGAAGGAACAGGAAAAUAAGAAGGAUAAGAAAUCAUCAGACAAUGAUACCGAUUCUCAGGAGAAGGGUAAAGAUGAGAGCGAAAUUAGUACUUCUGACGAUGCCAAGGAGAGAGACAGUAAGAUCCAAGGUAUUGAGAUGGCCGGGGCACAAUCGAAGGCAGAUGACUCGCCUCGUAUUUUUGCUUUGCAUAAGAUCUUCUACCAGAUGCGUGUCGAUCGACUGCGUAACAUUGAAAUUGCUCGGAGAAAUCGUGAACGUCUAAAGGAUCCUUCAUUCUUUCCAUCAGUGCCAAAUAAAACUCCUUGA